CAAAGCCCUGAAAGUCCAGUCGGAUCAGGGCUGUGCUGACAACAACGGACCCAUUGACCUGAUGGAGGAGGUGAGGGACAUCGAGGCUCACCUGAAGGAGGAGGCCUGGAAGGGGGUACAUGAGGUGAAGGCCAUGGGCAGGAGAAGUUUGGGCUCGGACAUGUCCAUGGGGGAAAUAGCCACCAGCUCUCUGGGAAGCCUGAGCUCAGUGGAUAUGAACACCCCUGCUGAGCUCCGUGACUACUUGGAUGUUGGGACCCCGGUCAAGUUGCGUGACAGCCCACCCAGGCCUGCUCACCCUCCUACCAAGCUCAGGAGCAAACAGCCUCGGCCUAUAAGGUUCCUUAGCCUGCCAAAGGCUGCCACCGGCUCAGACAAGAAGGCAGCCAGUGAGCCAAAGGGUCAAAUAAAGAACCAGGCCAGAUUGCAUCCCCUGUCCAACCCAGAGCAGGCCCUGACUAAGACCUUCAAGCUGCUCCACUCUGCCUCUGAUGACUGGGAGAAGAAGAUCGAGGGCUUGACCUCUCUCCGUGUGAUGGCUCAGAACCACAUGGACAUACUGAUGCCUAAACUCCAUGAUAUCUGCCUUGCCAUUAUAAAUGAGGUGAAGAACCUGCGCUCUGCAGUGUCCUGUGCUGCCAUGGCCACACUGGGUGACAUGUACGUUCACCUCCAGAGGGCCAUGGACAGUGAGGUGGAGGGGACGGCACGCGUGCUGCUGCACAAAGCCAGCGAGGCCAACACCUUCAUCCGGCAGGGCGCCAACUUUGCCCUGGGUCACAUGGUGCAGAGCUGCACCCCUACACGUGUCAUGAAUGCCCUGCUGGUCGGUGGGCUGAGCCACCGUAACGCUGCGGUGAGGAGCUGCACUGCUCAACACCUGGAGAGACUGGCUGAGGUCAUGGGGACGGCUCGUCUCCUGUCGGGGAAGAAAGACCUCACUGACCGUUUCUUGAUUGCCGUCAGUAAACUGUCUGUGGACCCGGCACAGGAAGUCAGGCAUCAUGGUCGCAAUAUCUUGAGCAACAUGGCCACCAAUGGUGACUUUCCUAAAAUGUGGGACAAAUUCGCUCCGAGGAAAGAGAGAGAAUCCUUGAGGGAGGUCAUCUCAAAGGUUAACCUCAAAGAAAGGUACAUUCUCUCUGGAUGAUUAGAAGAAGUGUGACAAAUGAGCUGAUAUGAUUACAGAAAUCCAAUCCCACUGGGCACAGACAUCAGAUCAAUGUCUAGUUUUGAUUUAAAUUUGGGAACUCAACCAAAAUGUGAAAUCAACCAAAAAUGUUUGUUAAAAGUUGGGUGAAAAAAAAGCCAAGUGUAUUUUCCAUGUUGAUUUUAUUUAUUUAACUAGGCAAGUCAGUUAAUAACAAAUUCUUAUUUUCAAUGAUGGCCUAGGAACAGUGGGUUAACUGCCUGUUCAGAGGCAGAAUGACAGAUUUGUACCUUGUCAGCUUGUGGGUUUGAACUUGCAACCUUCCGGUUACUAGUCCAACGCUCUAACCACUAGGCUACCCUGCCGCCCCAUUCAUCAAAUAGAUUUUUGUUGUUGUUGAAAUGAGGUGCAAAUAACGUCUAUACAACCAGUUUUGGCCCAAUGGGAUACAUUUAAUAUACUGUAAGAUUUUAUCUUUCUCUCUUUUCUCUUUUUCAACAGGAAUAUCUGAAUAAUCCCCAAUUUUACGAUAAAUUUGUAUCUAAAUAUUUGCACAUUUCCCAACUUGACUAUUAUCCCCUCCAGUCCCCAAACUCCAAUAUUUUUGCUCAUUCUAAGAUAUUUGACACCCUCCUCCAAACCCCGAUGUAAAUGCAUAUUUAAACUGCAUUGACUCCUUGUCCAAGUCCUGAAUCCACUAUAAGGCAAUAUGAACCACAUUCAAAGCACUAAAUUACCUUUCCCCGAAGCUCCUAUCUGAUCUACCAGCUCAAUAGUGGUCUACUGAAACCAUACUCACCAUCUCAGGGGUGCUCAGAUCAUCAACCACUGACCUCCACACCAUCCUCAAAACCAGCAGUCCUCUUUUGGAGGCAGAUUGGUCAGUGCUCCUGUAUGGCACCAACAUUGUGGAUUUUCAUCCAAUACUUCUGGACUAUGAGAACAUUCUUUGGACAAUAAAAUUAGGUAAAAUGGAAGCUGGCUCCAGUCUCAGUUUUAUCCUCCAAGACAGUGUGAGGAUGUGUAACAACAAUACCUGUGGUUUAACUUGAUGAUCAGGGCCAGAUUACCGAAUGGGCACGCAGGGCACCUGCCCUGUGGGCCCCGACCUCCAGGGAAUAUCAUCAUAAAAACUAAAAGUAUAGUGGAUGUAUAUUACAGUACGUGGACGUUUUACAAUUUGUGAGCUCAUUUCAUAUGUAGUAGCCAUGUUUUAUAUACAUUUUUGCAUAUUUUGUAGAAAUCUGUGAGCAUUUGAAAACAUUUAGUGGUGAUGUUUUAUAUCAAAUUGCUUACUGGUGCUCUUCCAUGCCGUCCCUCGGAGGGGUGUGUCACUUGAGUGGGUUGAGUCACUGACGUGAUCUUCCUGUCUGGGUUGGUGCCCCCCCUUAGGUUGUGCCGUGGCGGAGAUCUUUGUGGGCUAUACUCGGCCUUGUCUCAGGAUGGUAAGUUGGUGGUUGAAGAUAUCCCUCUAGUGGUGUGGGGGCUGUGCUUUGGCAAAGUGGGUAGGGUUAUAUCCUGCCUGUUUGGCCCUGUCCGGGGGUAUCGUUGGAUGGGGCCACAGUGUCUCCCGACCUCUACUGAGUCAGCCUCCAGUAUUUAUGCUGCAGUAGUUUAUGUGUCGGGGGGCUAUGGUUUGUCUGUUAUAUCUGGAGUAUUUCUCCUGUCUUAUCCGGUGUCCUGUGUGAAUUUAAGUAUGCUCUCUCCAAUUUCUCUUUCUUUCUUUCUCUCUUUCUUUCUUUCUCUAUCUCGGGCAACUGAGCGCUCCUUGCUGUCCACAGUCCACCUGGCUGUGCUGCUGCUCCAGUUUCAACUGUUCUGCCUGUGGCUAUGGAACACUGACCUGUUCACUGGACGUGCUCCCUCUCCCAGACCUGCUGUUUUCAACUCUCUAGAGACAGCAGGAGCGGUAGAGAUACUCUGAAUGAUCGGCUAUGAAAAGCCAACUGACAUUUACUCCUGAGAUGCUGACCUGUUGCACCCUCGACAACCACUGUGAUUAUUAUUAUUUGACCCUGCUGGUCAUCUAUGAACAUUUGAACAUCGUGGCCAUGUUUUGUUAUAAUCUCCACCCGGCACAGCCAGAAGAGGACUAGCCACUCCUCAUAGCCUGGUUCCUCUCUAGGUUCUGGCCUUUCUAGGGAGUUUUUCCUAGCCACCGUGCUUCUACACCUGCAUUGCUUGCUGUCAGGAGGAAUGGGCCAAAAUUCACCCAACUUAUUGUGUGAAGCUUGUGGAAGGCUACCCGAAAUGUUUGACCCAAGUUAAACAAUUUAAAGGCAAUGCUACCAAAUACUAAUUGAGUGUAUGUAAACUUCUGACCCACUGGGAAUGUGAUGAAAGAAAUAAAGCUGAAAUAAAUAAUUCUCUCUACUAUUAUUCUGACAUUUCACAUUCUUAAAAUAAAGUGGUGAUCCUACAUGACCUAAAACAGGGAAUUUUACUAAGAUUAAAUUUCAGGAAUUGUGAAAAGGAAUUGUGAGUUUAAAUGUAUUUGGCUAAGGUGUAUGUAAACUUUAGACUUCAACUGUAGGAAACAAUGGUACGACCUCAGAGUUCCACAAGCAAUUUUUUGUUGUUGUUUACGUUACAACGUGGGCAUGUCUCAUUGCCAACAAUAGUGAAGCAGGCAUUGUGACGUAGAACAAUGGGCUGGGAAUAGAACUUUCGUAAAGCGAGUUGGUGCCACGGUGCUCAAUAGAACUAAUAGGAGCUGGCAGGGUGAAAAAUGCUCUAAAAUA
Oncorhynchus masou masou (cherry salmon) is the source of this 3891-nucleotide messenger RNA. RefSeq names its product TOG array regulator of axonemal microtubules protein 1-like. The record is from RefSeq and is a predicted model, not a curated record. Gene Ontology annotation, cellular component: cilium; cytoplasmic microtubule. The coding region runs from base 62 to 1150 and encodes 362 amino acids. The transcript has 7 exons. Lineage: Eukaryota; Metazoa; Chordata; Actinopteri; Salmoniformes; Salmonidae. Gene Ontology annotation, biological process: microtubule cytoskeleton organization. Gene Ontology annotation, molecular function: microtubule binding.